AGUUUUGGAAGAAUGGAUAUGUGAAAUAUCUAAAUUACCCUUUAGUUUAAAAAAGCUCUAAAAUUUUGAAACCCACGAUUUCUCCCUCCAACACAUACUUCGCUGGUGACCUCACGCAGGUGACUCCAUUUGCAGGGAUGAACAAAUCGCAAAAAACGAACGGAGGCAAUCGAUCAGAUGGAGUGGAGGUGACUUGGGUAGCAACAACCACAUCCAUUUGGACGACUUGGAUAACAACAACAAUUUCACCGAAACUAAAGUCCGGGUCUUAUGGAUUGUGUGUCAACAAUUUCUAUAUCUUUCUUUAUUGCCAACUUGCGACCCCGUCCUUCCCCAUUCCACUUUCUUGCAUUUCCUAAUCACUUCUCUCUCCUCCACCCUUCAUCUUCACAAGGGUGCGAGAGAUCUCCGAGCAGGCAAAGACACAAGCCAAAGAAGUUGAAAUACUCAUAUGUUGGAAUACCCAUAUGUGAUGGUGCUGCAAUAAGGAAAUCUCCAUGGAAUCCUCCUGAGCUUUUUGAUAUUCAAUUUCUUGAGGGGAGACAAUCAUGGAAUGACUCUACUUCAACAAGCCUAGACGAGCCUUUGAGGGCGACAUAAAAUAUAAGUAUCUACAGCUUAGUUCAGGACAACACUACUUUGUUGUGUUUAGUUACAUGAGUUAGAUACAUUGUUUAGUUUACUUAACAUGGAUUGUUGAGUUUUUUUUUAUGGUUUUUACUGCGUUCAUUUUAGUCAAUGAAUUUUGUUCCUAAACCUAAACAUAGGAAUUGUAGUCUUUCCUUUUACUAUUAAUCAUAUAGGUUUGUUGUUGGAUAGGCUUGGAAUUGAUUCCACUAAAACUGACUGAACUUUUCUUUAAUCCCUUCUAGCCUAUGAUUGGUCUUUUCUAUUAAUAAUGAAUGCAUUGUUAGUA
Molecule: messenger RNA, 916 nt
Organism: Cucumis sativus (cucumber)
Lineage: Eukaryota; Viridiplantae; Streptophyta; Magnoliopsida; Cucurbitales; Cucurbitaceae
Exons: 3
Coding region: 271-600 (109 amino acids)
Source: RefSeq, a predicted model, not a curated record